AUGGCUUCCAACACAGUUAGUGCACUCAUUAUAUUGCUUUCUCUUGUUUGCUAUUCAACAUUUUCACAUGCAUGUGGUUCAUGCAAUCCAAAACCUAAGCCUAGUCCUCCACCACCUUCCAAAUCACCUAAGCCUUGUCCUCCACCUAAGGCUAGCACUCCACCUAAGGUUAGUCCUCCUACUCCUGUAACACCGCCUACGGCUAGUCCUCCUACUCCUUCAACACCACCUACGGCUAGUCCUCCUACUGUAACGCCGCCUACGGCUAGUCCUCCUACUCCUUCAACAUCCCAAAAAUGUCCAAAGGACACAUUAAAGCUAGGUGUUUGUGCUGAUCUUCUUGGACUUGUUAAUGUUGUGGUUGGAAGUCCUGCUUCAAGCAAGUGUUGUGCAUUGAUUCAAGGUUUGGCUGAUUUGGAUGCAGCAAUUUGUCUUUGCACUGCUAUUAAGGCUAAUGUUCUUGGUAUCAACUUGAACGUUCCUGUCACACUCAGUCUUCUACUCAGUGCUUGUGAAAAAUCUGUUCCUUCUGGUUUCCAAUGCUCUUAG
This is a messenger RNA of Lathyrus sativus (Indian pea), 549 nucleotides long. The record is from the annotation of a GenBank genome assembly. NCBI's taxonomy places the organism in Eukaryota, Viridiplantae, Streptophyta, Magnoliopsida, Fabales, Fabaceae.